Messenger RNA from Seriola dumerili (greater amberjack), 1956 nucleotides. RefSeq names its product PEX5-related protein-like (gene pex5lb). Gene Ontology annotation, cellular component: peroxisomal membrane; cytosol. The record is from RefSeq and is a predicted model, not a curated record. Gene Ontology annotation, molecular function: protein binding. Gene Ontology annotation, biological process: protein import into peroxisome matrix, docking. Lineage: Eukaryota; Metazoa; Chordata; Actinopteri; Carangiformes; Carangidae. The transcript is spliced from 15 exons. Bases 29 to 1825 code for a protein of 598 amino acids.
CGCUGAGCGGCGGAGGACUGAGUGAGACAUGUACCAGGUCCAGGGCAAAGGGGAAAGGGUCGUUGCCAUGGUGCUGAAGGAGCUUCCUGGUAAAAAGGCAUCCUCUGAAGGAAACCCCCUCCUCACCGUGACAACCAAGCUGGUCGGGGAGCAGCAGGAGAGUCGACCCCUGCUGAGUCCCUCCAUCGACGACUUCCUGUCGGAGAGCCGCGGUGACGCCCCUUCGACCCGACCCCUCACCUCCAACACAGCAGUUCUGUCCACGGCUCUGGACCUGGUGGACCUCAGCGAGCCGGGGGAGAGCAGCGGGGGCAGCAGCGGGGGCAGCAGCGGGGGCAGCAGGAGGAAGGGCAGCUCGAGGAGUCCUCGACGCCGAGCGAGGCCCGAGGAGACCGAGCUGAUCCAGGUGGAGGUGGAGCACCUGCCGGGCAGUCCCAGAACACCUGAGAGGAUCUCACUGGACUCAGUCAGUCUGUCGUCUCCACUGGACAAAUGGGACGAUGUGAACCUGGACGCGGAGGACGGAGGACGCAGGAGGAGAUACGAGAAGAGAUGCACCUCCCACCACUCGUCCAGUGAACUGCUGUGGUCUGCAGAGUUUAAAACCGAUCCACUGACCAAGACUUCCUUCGACAUCCACAGCUUCGAUGAUCUGGACUUCAAACCGUCAACACAGCGCAGACGGACUCGUUCCCUGCUGGCCAGAAACGAGUCUCUGGAGGAUGAGUUUGUCAGAGCGAAGGCUGCUGUUGAGUCCGACACAGAGUUCUGGGAUAAGAUGCAGGCGGAGUGGGAGGAGCUUGCUCGGAGAAACUGGCUGGAGGAGUCUGAGGGUGAGCGGCCAAACCCGCCCACCGUCUCACCUGUGGAGAAGGGUUACUACUUCAACACCAACAACCCGUACAGAGAUUGGCCCAACGCCUUCGCAGAGGGUCAGGAGAAAGCUCGGGAAGGAGACCUGAACGCUGCUGUCCUGCUGCUGGAGGCCGCCAUCUUACAGGACCCGCAGGACUCUGAGGCCUGGCAGAUUCUGGGAAUGACUCAGGCAGAGAACGAGAACGAGCAGGCUGCCAUCGUGUCCCUGCAGAGGUGUCUGGAGCUCAACCCCAACAACCUGCCAGCCCUCAUGGCGCUCGCCGUCAGCUUCACCAACACCGGCAUGCAGCGGGAGGCCUGCGACGCCCUGCGACGCUGGAUCAGCCACAACCCCCGCUACAAACAUCGGGUUCUUGACCACAGGAGCCUGCUACAGGGCUCCCCGGCCACGCCACGCAGGGGCCCCGACACCUCCACACAGGACAGGUCAGGGCUGCAGGAUGUGUUGCUUCUCUUCCAGGAUGCGGCUCUGUUGAAUCUGGACUGUGUGGAUCCAGACCUGCAGACUGGACUAGGAGUCCUCUUCAACCUUAGCUCAGACUUCAACAAAGCUGUGGAGGCUUUUACUGCAGCGCUGUCCGUCAGACCACAGGACUACCUGCUGUGGAACCGUCUGGGAGCGACGCUGGCCAAUGGGAACCGCAGUGAGGAGGCGGUGGAGGCGUACACCCGAGCUCUGGAGCUGCAGCCAGGAUUCAUCCGGUCCAGAUACAACCUGGGAAUCAGCUGCAUCAACCUGGGAGCUCACAGGGAGGCGGUCAGUAACUUCCUGACAGCUCUGAACCAGCAGAGGCGGAGUCAGCGCUGCAGCCACCAGCAGAUGUCGGCCAACAUCUGGGCUGCCCUGCGUAUCGCAAUCUCCAUGAUGGACCGACCUGAGCUUUUCCAGGCCGCCAACAUCGGGGACCUGGACCUGCUGAUGAGCGCCUUCGACGUGGGCGACGUCUGACGGAGGACGGGGUUCCCGGUCAGACUGAGCGUUGUGUCCCAGACACAGUGGACGAGGAGACAGUUUGGUUUGAAACCAAAGAGACGACGGCUGCAGAUCACAGGAAAAUCCUUCGCAAUAUAACAGCACAA